AUGGUGUUAACCUCUAUUAGUAGGCCUGAUGAGUUGGUAUGGAAACAUGAGAAGAAUGGUCAGUUUAGUGUCAGGAGUGCAUAUAGACUGUUCCUGACUGAUGCUGCAAGUAAUCAAGAAGGAGAGGUAUCAUCUCGAGAAGACCAAACAACAAUGUGGAGGAAAAUAUGGAAAAUGCAGGUUCCUACUCGAGUGAAAAUAUUUGUAUGGAGGGUGUGUAAAGAGGGUUUACCUUCUUUGAAGAAUUUGCUAUUUAAAAAGGUGGUAACAGAUGUAAUGUGUCCAUGGUGUAGACAGGAAGAAGAAGAUACAAAUCAUGCUUUGCUUAAUUGUGUGACCUUCAAAGAUGCAUUGUUGGAUAAGUUAAGUUUUCUGCAGAAUGUUUCAGGCUUAUUCGAUUUUGUCCAGAUUAUACUUCAGCUGGCAUUAAGUAACAAGGUAAGGGAGAUGGAACAAAUGGUUCUCUACACAUGGGGGUUAUGGCACAGAAGGAAUAAACUACUUUUUGAGCAGCAAAGAUUGUCUCCUCAGCAAGUUAUGGAUCAUGCUUUUUCACUUCAGCAAGAACAGAAAUUAGCUAUAGCAGAGCAGAGAAAGGGAUUCAAGCCUGUGUGCAAUUGGACUCCUCCACAGGCAAGGGCCUUCAAACUUAACACUAAUGGUGCUAUCUUUUAG
Messenger RNA from Carya illinoinensis, 675 nucleotides. RefSeq lists its product as uncharacterized. The transcript has a single exon. The coding region runs from base 1 to 675 and encodes 224 amino acids. NCBI's taxonomy places the organism in Eukaryota, Viridiplantae, Streptophyta, Magnoliopsida, Fagales, Juglandaceae. The record is from RefSeq and is a predicted model, not a curated record.